AUGGCGCUUAAUUCCCGCACCAGUCCUUUCCCGAUUUUCCGCUUGGAGGCGUCGCGAUUAAAUGCGCUGGACCAGGACUGUAUUCGCCGUAUGGAGUGCCGUGCAUUCUUGAGGAAUAAUUCCCUGGCCAAGACUAUGAAGAAAAAUAUGCGGGAAUCAUGUUUGGUGGAUGUGAGGUCCAGACGUGGGAAUCACAUGGUUGUUGCUGCAAGCCCUCCUACAGAGGAUACACUGAUUGGGACAGAACCGUUGACAAAAGAGGAUCUUGUUAGGUAUCUUGCUUCAGGAUGCAAGCCCAAAGAGGAAUGGAGGUGAGAACUAUUCAUCAUUCGUCCUCCAUGGCUUCUUUUCGUUGAUGUAAGUUUUAUAUGACACGGCGUUCUGACUUUCCACAUGGCUCCAUAUCUAGCCGUCGUGAUUUUAGUGAGCAUCGCUGUUGUAGUGAUGAUGGGGUGUCAAUUGACAUCGUAUUCAAGCCUAGUUGUCGUGAUGCUUUUUUAUCUCAGUGUUUUCUUAUCGUCCAUGCUUACUGUUUUAAGGCUUUAGAAAACAUUGUAAAUGGUUAGAUGGAAUGCGCCAUUCAUAAAUGAGAGAUAAAUAAAUAAGGGAAAAGUCGGUCAACAUUCGUGCAUUAAAGUCUCUUAGCAUUUUACUCGAUCAAGUUGGAAAAUUUCAUAAAACGCUAAAGAUACCCGAUUUCUGAAAUAUCCAAUAAGACGUGAAUAAUCUUAUUUUUUCAUGACAUAUGUGUUUUCUCAGUAUGCUAUCAGAAACCUUAUUGCCUAUAAGAAGAUGGGAAUGAUUAUACUAAAGAGUGCUGCCCUUCCCCAUUAGUAAAUAUCUUAGCUCACUAUCUCAGUUGGUCACAGUGACCGGCCUCUUUGGCUCAAAAGAAAUAUGUUUCCUUGGGAUAUCAUUCAUUUGUAGUUAUCAACUCUCAGUUCUCUAGUUCAUUGACUACCUUCUACUGGUAAUAAAUAUAUUUUACCAGGAUGUCAUAUGUUUCUAGCUAUCAACUCCUCUUUAUUUCGUAAGUGCUUUCUGUCAGUGUAUUUUUUAUUUGAUGAGAAUCUGGAUGGCAUUUUUUUUACAUAUCUAUUUUGAACUUUUUGCCACGUGUAUCUAGAUAGUGCAAUAUCACAUGUAUCCAAAUGCACCUGUUACUCAUUGAUUCAUCCUUAAAGCUUUUGAAUAUUAUAUUAGCUAUUUUUUUCUCUAUUUCUACAUUAAUGCCUAUGUACUUUCUCUGGACUGCAGCAUUUGGUCGCAUCCAUUUGGAUUAGAGGACCUACCUAAUUUUCUUCUAUGGAUGAGUUACUUUCAAAAAAUAUAUCUAUAGAUGAGAUGAAUGUCGUAAUGGAUUGGAUUACACAUUGUCAGAUGGGAAUCAAAGCCUGGAGCUUUGUGAUAUGGCAUGAUCGAAUUGAACCACAUUAUUUGCUUGCAUUUUUGGAGUGCUUUGAACUUCUUAGAAGAUUCCUAGUCUUUUCUCAAAAUCAUCUGGAACUGCCUAGAAUAGAGGCCUACAUAAGGACCAUCUUCAAGAAUUGAAGGUUGAUGAGAGCACCUUUGGUUUUAGAAAUACUUUUCUUCUAGGAAAAUUGUGUGUAUGUGUAUGAUUGUGCGUUGAUGCAGGAUUGGUACAGAGCAUGAGAAAUUUGGUUUUGAAGUUUCAACAUUACGCCCGAUGAAAUAUGAGCAGAUUGCUGCUUUGCUUAAUGGUAUUGCAGAGAGAUUUGAGUGGGAUAAAAUAAUGGAAGGAAACAACGUUAUUGGACUAAAGCAGGUGAAUUACAACACUCCUUUUCUGGUUGGAUUUUGCAUAUUAGUUUUUAUUGAUUGUAUUGAUCUCUUUAAUAUUCUUCAUAAAUAUUCGUCCUGCAUUUUAUUCUUUCGGAUCAUCUUUGCGUCUUCUCAGCCUUUCUAUGGAUGAUCAUUUUGCUGAUGAAGUCGUUGUUGAAAUCUUUUUGGAUUAUUGACGUCCUUUUUCGCAUGAUCUGAUUAAAAAAUUAUGAUGUCUACAUGAGUAGGGAAAACAAAACAUUUCAUUAGAACCUGGUGGUCAGUUUGAGCUGAGUGGUGCACCGCUUGAGACGCUGCACCAAACCUGUGCUGAAGUUAAUUCACAUCUUUACCAGGUAAGUCAAUGGGCACUCUAGCCUGUAUAUUUCCUUCAAAAGCAUCUUCACUGUUUAAGGAUAACAUACAACAAUUCACACUGUUCUAUUCACUAACCACUAACAACAAAUCCCUUCUACCUCUUCUAUCCACCAGUUGCUACUACUUUGCCAAAUUGCUCGUCCCAUUGGUCCCUUGAGUCAAUGCAUGAACGAUGGAAAUAAUCGGUUGAGGGUACUCCCAUCCGUAUGCUCCGUAGUGUGUGUGAGAGAGAGAGGGCUUCGAGUUUUUGUAAUGGGUAGAUACUUAUUUCUCCCCUUUGAAGAGCCUGCCGUUUUAGGGAUUUUUAGAUGGUGAGAAACAUGGAAAUGUUGCAUACUUGGUUAAUUUGAGAGGUAAUUGAUCGUAUAUAUGUAUAUAUCCCUCUCUUUUUAAUAUUUAAUACGUAUUCUGUUCUAUUCACUUUCGAAACAAUGAUGGCACUGCUGCCAGAUUUUCGAAGGAAUCUAAUCUUCUUCUGUUCAUUCACUUUUGAGCAACACUUAAGUCUGUACAAGCCCUUGCGCUACAAAGCGAGCAGUUCGUCUCUAUCUUCUGUUCGGAUCACACCUAUUGUUCUUAUUAUUUCAGAUGAAUUGUGUUCCUCCCUACAGAGCUAUUCGUUUCGAUGAAAAAAACGCAUGAACCAUUGCAGAUGCACAAAAAAUCCUUCCCUGUUAUUAUAUGUGGGACGUGGGCAAACUGUUUGUGAACUCACUCUUUUUUGGAAAGUGGACUGGAUCAUAAAUUUAUUAUGAUGCAUAUCUGCUUUUACUUCUUCUCCCUUUUAUUGCUCUUAGUUUCGUUCUUUUUUUCGUUGUAGAUAUAACGACUAUGGGGAUUAUUGAUUACAAUGAUAUCUAUUGACGAAAUGUUAAUAGGUAAAAGCUGUGGCAGAGGAAAUGGGAAUCGGCUUCCUAGGAGUUGGUUUUCAGCCAAAAUGGGGGCUUAAAGACAUUCCAGUGAUGCCAAAGGUAUCACUCUAUGUUGAUCAUUUAUAUUUCUGUUUCUGUUCAUUACACAUACUGACAUAGUGGGUGAAUAAACGUGUGAACUUAUGUUUAUGUGUUUCGAAAGUGAUGCGAAUGUACGUUUUUAGUUUAGAUGAGUUUUGGUUUCUGGGUACUUAAGUAGAGAUGCUUCACUGUCAUUGCGUGCGAAUCAUUACCCGUCCCCCCCAAAAAAACUCUACACUUUUUUAGUAUAACGGGACAAUUUUUUGUAUUUCAUACAUAUCACCAAUGAUGUUGCUGUUGCCUUGUAACAUAGACAAAUUCUUUGAAAAGUAGGUGAUAUAUGGUAUCAAAUUCCGUCCCAGUAAUCAGCAAAACCUGCAAAUAAUAAGAAAUUCCUAUUUUAGUUGAUAAUAUAUGAUACUGUGAUCUUUCUCUAUCCUUUUUUUUUAUUUGUAUUAUUUGGAAUGUGUUGAUUUGCUACUGCUCUAAGCAGGGAAGAUAUGAAAUUAUGAGGAACUACAUGCCUAAAGUUGGUUCACUCGGAAUUGAUAUGAUGUUUCGUACUUGCACUGUUCAGGUGAGGUCGUGAAUUUUAUUUUUUUUCUUGAUUAUGGUGCAAUUAGUUUGGCCCAUUUUUUUAAUCACAUUAAGAAUUAAUGCAUAUAGGUAUAUUCUUGACAGGUUAACUUGGAUUUCAGUUCUGAAAUGGAUAUGAUCAGGAAGUUUCGUGCUGGUCUUGCAUUACAGCCUGUAAGAAUUUUAAGAAUCAUGCUUUUCUGAUUUACUUUCCCCAAGAUUUCAUCCAUCUAAACUGAUGUACGCCUGGAUCAAGGUUGCAACAGCAAUAUUUGCAAAUUCGCCUUUCAGUGAUGGAAAACCAAAUGGUUUUCUCAGUAUGAGAAGGUUUGUACCUGCUGGUGUUUUCUCUAUUGUGGAUUGUGCCACAAUGAUUUAAUGACCUACAUUUAUCUUAUUCCUAAUUCUUUGGCAUCUUCUUCAGCCAUAUUUGGACUGAUACUGAUAAUGAUCGCACAGGGAUGCUUCCUUUUGUUUUUGAUGACGCUUUUGGGUAAGUAUUCCUUCCUGUUAUCUUUAAUAAAACUCAUAUGUAAAUUAAGAUGAGAUCCAACAAUUCUCUAAUGAUACCAGUUUUAUUGAUUUCAUCAAAUCAAUAUGACUUAUAAGGGAAUGAUUUCUUGAAAAAAAAAGUUUAAAAAAAACAAUAAAGUUCUCGGUUCUGUAGUUUAAACCAGUCGCCAUGUCUCUGAUGUUAUCAAGCUACAUUAUGCUUCUUACUUUUGUUCAGUAUACUGUGAUCUGACUAAUGUUAACUUAAAUUAGCUGAGAAUCGUCUCCUGUCGUGAUAUUUUUUUUAUAAGUUUUUCUAUCCUUACCUUCUACUUUGCUUCUUGUGCAGAUUUGAGCAGUAUGUAGAAUAUGCUCUUGAUGUUCCGAUGUAUUUUGUCUAUCGGAACAAGAAAUAUAUUGAUUGUACUGGAAUGUCCUUCCGGGUAUUCUUUUGUAAUUUCUUUCUUUUUUAUUUAUGCUCUAAUAUAUUUUUCUUUCUAAUUCACAGAAGCAGUUUCAUAUUCUUAUUUGUAAUGUAACCUUGAUGUGAUAUAUUCUUUGGAGAAUAAUGUUUCCAUUGUGUUUUUGUAGGAUUUCCUGGCUGGUAAACUUCCUUCUGUUCCUGGGGAACUUCCUACAUUGAAUGAUUGGGAGAAUCAUUUGACAACAAUAUUUCCAGAGGUUUGGAGGAAAACGGAAUCCUAUAUUUAUUUCAGUGACCAUGCUUAGGGUAAAUGAACGAAUGAUGAGCUUUCGGUGCAGGUAAGACUGAAAAGGUACUUGGAGAUGAGGGGUGCAGACGGAGGACCUUGGAGGAGAUUGUGUGCCUUGCCAGCAUUUUGGGUAACUUCGUGUUCAUUGGGUUCCUGUGAACUUCAUGCCGCUUUGUCAUAUUUUGUAGAAGUUUAGAGGCUCGGUGUUCUGUAAAGCCGUCACUUUGAGCAUCCUCACAUCUACACAUACCUUCUCCCUCUCUUCCUCCACACAUAGACACAAAUAUGGGUUUAUCUUGUGUGUCAUUCAAAGGGAAUCCAGAUGGCUUUCAAUGGUCCUGAAAAAUACGACUGUCAAAUUUCCGGUUGUCUUCCUUCCUUUUGAUGCUUGUUCUUUCCCUUGUAGGUUGGUCUGCUAUAUGAUGAAAUUUCAUUACAAAGUGUAAUUGACAUGAUAUCUGACUGGACCAAGGAAGAAAGACUGAUGUUGAGGAGAAAGGUACAUAAAUUUCUCAAAAUAUUCGUAGCUAAUUAUGUGUAUUUAUUUCUGUAUUAUCGCAAUAUAUCAACUGUAUGACGUAAUUUUUUACGUUUUAUUUUUGGAUACAAUGCAAAAGAAAAACUGCAUGUGGUUGUGACAUCAGAUUUCUUUGAAAUCUCGGCUUUUAUCAGGUACCUGUGACUGGUUUCAAUACACCGUUUCGUGAUGGGUUCUUGAAACAUGUUGCUGAAGAUGUGCUAACGCUGGCUAAGGUAUAACAGACGAAGAUUUCUUGUUCAUCAUCCAUAUCUCACGAAAAUGAUUGAUUCUCUUAUCCUUGAUAUCCUAACCUUGUAGGAGGGCCUGGAAAGAAGAGGUUACAAAGAGGCUGGGUUUCUAAAAGAGGUGACUGAGAUUGUCAACACAGGUAACAGAUUUCGUAAUUAGUUACCUUAACUAUAAAAUCUGAAGCCUUCUGUCGCUUUAUUUUUCUACUCUUUCUUUUCUUUUUCUUUUUCUUUUUUUUUGUUGGGGGGGGGGGGGAGUGGAGGAGAACGUUGGUAAUGAUGGGGCAUGUGCUGAAUGAUGACGUUAGUUUCUGUCCAUAGUAAAAGUAAAGGUCAACGAGAAUAUAAGUGCAGUAUAGGUGAUAAAAUCCAGAAUGAGUUUUCCGUGUCGGUUGAAGCGAAAAAUUGGAGAAAAAAGUUGAACCGUUGUUGUACUAAUGGAAACUAGGGUGAAUGCUGAAAGGUCAGCAUUAGGUACAUGGACAGGAUAAUUUCAAAAGGGUCCCUCAUUGUCCCAAUUCUAAUUCAUAGCUACAAUUUAUUUGACAGAAAAUUGUCAGAGCAUGAAAGACUGAUGUGCGUCUAGCACGGUAAUUUGCCCAAAAACUUUUAUAAACAUAAAACAUAUUACUAGUUUGCCAUCUUGUGACGUUCACAUUUUUGGUGAUUCUGGAAAUUUUAAGAGCAUCACCAACGGACCACACUAGAAAAUGGAACACUGAAAUGAUAUGAUAUUUAUGUAUAUAAAUUGAGCUUAAGACAAUCGCACUCGUCACUCUGUUAACACUUCCCUUUUUAAAAAUGGUCAGAUAAUGCAGUCACUCUGUUUUUUAUGGAUAAUCAAAUCCCAGACAAGACUUUUAGCUUGUUUUGAGAGCUAUCCCAUAUCGGUCCCCUUAAGAAGUAAAAUUUGUUCUUGUCACAGAACCUUGAACACAUACGACUGUCACAGGGGAGUGCCUAUGAAAGCCACGGAGGUAUUGGCAGACAUGGCAUAGGUGUCACAACUGUCGCCCUUUUCUGGCACUAUGGCCUCACUCCAGUGACGACACAUACUGUGACAGUGCCUUAAGGUGAGAUCUGUAAUGCUGUGGAUAUGGGUCUAAUAUUACACCGAUCAUAGUAUGUUACAUGGUCAAAAAAUAGAGGGACAUAAAAACUUACAUCCCAAGAUCAUGAUCCGCUUCAUAGCUGAAAGUAUCCCCCAUAUGGUAAGCUGUAGUAGCUAACGACGCAAAUCUUCAAGGUGCCAAAAGAAUUAUAUCGUCAUCAUCUGGGGAAAAAAAAACAGUGGUGACUCCUGGGAUCCAGUAAGUACAUCUCCCCUCAUCUUGUCUGAUCUCAGAGUUUACAGAUACAAUGACAGGAACCAUGAUAUGCCACUAAAUAUAAUCAAUAGUGGCAAUGCUUCCUGAAAAUAGGUAACCGCGGGCAACAGUUACUCAGUGUCUCAUUCUGAGUUAAACCAACUCCGCAAGAAUAUGCCUAUUGCUGUGGCCACAAUUGUGAUUCCUGGAGACAAUCACACCCGCGGGAGUACACAAAUGAUUAAUCACCUUCUUUAUUGUUCUGGUGUAAAUUAUGUGACAUUUAUCCAAUCUCACACUCGAGUGCAAUAAAUCCUCUUUACAAUUAGUCAUGCUUGUGUCACUUCUUCAUCCGCUUGCAAUGCAUUUGGUAGGAUUAUCUCCCAGCUCCUCUUGUGUACAAUCGCGAGCUUUUUGUUGACACUUUUACUAUUAGAGAUGGUGAUCAUCCUCAUUCAAAGGUAUCAGUGUCACUGGCAUAUUAACGCGUUUCACUAUUUUUUUUUAUUACUCGAUUUUAAACACAUCAAUACUGGUGAAGUCAUAAUAUCAAUAUUGGCUGAAGCAUGGGAUCGUAUAAUAAUUUCGUGAGCUGUUAAAAGCAUUCACGCAUGGUUUAAAUCAUAUUUAUCAAUUAGUUGUAACAAAACAAGCAUCAUAAUUGUGCAUGAUUAGCCGAUCUUACUAUCAUAUAUGUGAAUCUUUCAUUGGACCAAUUCAAGUUUACUUUCUUUGCAAUCAAUCAGAUUCCUAGAACUCUCCAGUUCUAUCAACAACUUACUAUCAUAACUUAAAUAAUAUAAAUGGUGGUAGUUACUCCAAUGGUGAUCUCGCAAGAUAUCAUAUUUUCGUCUCUUUAAUGUGGAUUUUCUUUAAACAGGAGUGACACCAGCUGAGAAGCUACUCGAGAUGUACCACGGAAGUUGGGGAGGGAAUGUGGAUCCCAUUUUUGAAGAGCUGCUUUACUGA
Molecule: messenger RNA, 7938 nt
Organism: Spirodela intermedia
Lineage: Eukaryota; Viridiplantae; Streptophyta; Magnoliopsida; Alismatales; Araceae
Source: the annotation of a GenBank genome assembly